Molecule: messenger RNA, 1194 nt
Organism: Parastagonospora nodorum SN15
Lineage: Eukaryota; Fungi; Ascomycota; Dothideomycetes; Pleosporales; Phaeosphaeriaceae
Exons: 2
Coding region: 1-1194 (397 amino acids)
Source: RefSeq, a predicted model, not a curated record
AUGGGAGGUGGACGUGGUACAGGGCGCGGUGCAGGUGGUGAGAAUAGCAAUGGCGGUGCUAUUCACGGUGCAGGACGUGAGAGAAGUGGGUAUGGUGGUGAGGGAGGUCAGAACGCGCCCUCAAACGCGCCAACUGCGCCGUCUGGUCAAGGUCGGUUGUACCCUCGCGGUGGGUUCAACCAGGGUGGGUUCCAAGGACAAGGUUCUGUCGAUCAGGCUGCCGUGGGUUCAGUUGGCAUCCUGGCCAAAUACAACGACUGCUUGUGGUGCCGAAAGCCGAAGGGCCUGACCCACCUGUCCUUCAGCGACUGCAGUCUAUACGAGAACUGCGGCUUCUGUGACAAAGGCAAGGCUCACCGCGGUUUGCCUUGCCCUCGCCUAUACUGCAGUAGCAGUUGGUGGCAUGAACACUUUGGCCGUACCCCACCGAACGUGCAGAUACGGCCUACCGAGCACCAACGAGAGAGAUUGGCACAGAUGGACCCGUUCUUCACCAAUUUCCCUGCGCCAGUCCAACUGCAAAUUGCUGGUGGACAGAAGCGUAAGCGCGAAGAAGACGAUGACGAGGUGGUGUUGUUGAAGAGGCAACUCGAGACGAUGACGAAGCUGAAGAACGAGAAGCAGCAGAAGAUGAAUGAGGAGAGGGUGCAGAGGGAGAAAAUUGAUGCUGCGAGGCACAAAGCUGAAAAUGCAGCGGCGGAGGCUAGAGCGGACGUCCUCGAGAAGGUGAGAGACCAUAAGAUAAUAGCCGAGCAGGUGAAGCAUUUGCUCGCAGCCAAAAAGAUCGCAGAGGACAAAAUCCGUGACCUGCGCGUCCAGGCCCCUACCCGAGAUGAUGACGCCAGGCGGCCCGAGCAGGCAGAUUCCGACCGUCUUCUCGCGAGAGCCAGGGCCGAAUGGGAGAAGGAGAAGCAAGUCGCCGUGCAGAAUGCCAAAGACAAGACUGUCGAGCAUAUCCGCAAAAGGGUGAUCGAUGUUCAGCAGGCAUCGAACAUUGAACAUCUUCGUCGUCUCGCAGAUGGCGAACGUCAGAAGGCCACCCAGGCGACUGCAGAUGCCGAUCGAUUCGAAGCCCAGGCUGCAGCUUUGGAACAAGAGGUCGUGGCGGCUGCACUUGCGGUAAUCAAUAAUGAGGAGAGCAACGACAAAGAGCAGGGCCGCAUCUUGCCUUCUCCCAAGAUCGAGGAGCAGUGA